Messenger RNA from Alternaria arbusti, 699 nucleotides. RefSeq lists its product as uncharacterized. Bases 1 to 699 code for a protein of 232 amino acids. The record is from RefSeq and is a predicted model, not a curated record. The transcript is spliced from 3 exons. Lineage: Eukaryota; Fungi; Ascomycota; Dothideomycetes; Pleosporales; Pleosporaceae.
AUGCAGUUCACUACUACUACCCUCGCUCUUCUGAUUGCUUCGGCAAAUGCCUCUCCUCUCCUGGGCCUCAAGCUCGGUGGCCUCAACGUUGGUGUUGCUACUUCCAGCGCUCUGUUGGAUGUGAGCGUCGGUUCCGGAUCGGGUUCUGCUGCGAAGGCAUCCUCUACGUCCACCAUCACCGCUGCGCCAACUACCGCUUCCACUGGCCAGCCAACGAUGCCAUCAAGCUUCUCUGCCCCGGUUCAGGGCCACGGCAUACUCUCUCUUGAGAACCUUCCCGCUAUGCCACCUGUCAUUGACAAGACUCUUUCUGGUGUUCUCGGCACUGUUGUCGGUCUCUUGUCUGGAGUCUGCAGCACCGACCACAAGUGCACCGUCACUGUUGCCGGCUCUCUCGAGAACCUGCUCGUCGAUGGCGACAAGUACUCCAUGAACAACACCAUCUCUGCAUGGUGCGCUGAGGGCCGCUGCUACGGUUCUGCCGAGAUCCCUCAACUUACAGCUACCGCCCCCUUCGUUAUUACUUGCGACCAGAUCUCUGGCCACAAGGCGUGCUCCGCCACCAUUUCGGGUAUUGCACGUGCCAUUUUCGCCAACGGAGAGCAAGUCGAACUUUGGGGUUGGUUGACCCCUGCUGGUUACUGCAAGGAGGGUGUUUGCACUGCUUCCAUCACCGCUAUCGGUGACCCAAUGUACUAA